CCGCUCGCUCGUUGUUGUCUCUCCGUUCGCUCACGCGCUGUGACAUUUUGGCUGCGUACUUUGUAGUACAGUGAGAUUGCUUGAACCUGAGCUCACCGCUGCCGGUGUGAGAAUUCAUUGAAUGAAGCAGCUCUUCGGAAGUGGUUUGGUGGUACGUGAAAGGUACAUUAACUGUGAUUAAGGCGUGGUGACAGUUAUAAAGCUAUAAACACGCAGGAGUCAAGUAAUUACGCACAGGCUGAACGGUGGUGAAUGCAGCAAACUCGAGCAUAGUUUUAUCUCGAAAGUGGAAUUUACGAAACGAGCUACAUAGAUCUCGGCGUGUAAUUGUAUGCCCGUGUGCCAACUGAUCCUGGCUGGCAACAAGUGUACGGAAUUGGGAAAACCCCUUCGAUCUAGAUCUCGAUUCCCAUGCUCCGAAGGCAAUUGUUGUCGGGGUGAGAAUUGGAAUUCACACCUGGCCGGCGCGGGCGAGGAAACAAAAUAACCAUAAAAAACGAAACAAAGUGCGUUUAAUGUGAGUGCAAUACCGGCGAAGUGGAGUGUAGUUGCAGGCAGCUAGCUGAAAGUUCAUUCAUUGCAGCAGUGAAGUGUAGUGUGAACGGUUGGUGGUAAGCCGAUCGUAGGAGGUCAACAACAAAAAAAAUGCGGAACGUCUGGAUCGUGGUGGCGAGCGCUUUGCUGGCGUUCGCCAACUUUGUCAAAUCGCAGGAGACGUCUCGGAACCUGUACAGCUCUAGAUACGACAACCUGGACAUCGAUACAAUUCUAUCCAGUAAUCGGCUGGUGAAUAACUACGUCGACUGUUUGCUUAGUAGGAAACCUUGUCCACCGGAGGGAAAGGAUUUGAAGCGAAUCCUCCCGGAAGCCCUCCGCACGAAAUGUGGCCGUUGUUCAGCGACACAGAAGGAGAAUGCAAUCAAAAUCAUCACCACUCUGUACAACAACUACCCGGUGCAGUAUCAGGCCCUCCGCGAACGCUGGGAUCCGUCGGGCGAGUAUCACCGGCGCCUGGAGGAAUAUAUCCGAGGACUCCAGUUCAAUCAGAUCGGUAGUAAUGGUGGAAAUGGUGUCAGUCCCCCCGAUCGUCCGGUAAGAAACGAUUUCGACCGGGAUCAGUCGCAGAUUCUGCUGCAGACACUGCUCCUGUCGUCAACGACGGUAGCUCCGACGGUUCCGAGUCCGAAUGCGAUCCCCAGUGGACCCGAGCAACGACCCCAAUUGGCACAGACACAGAUAACACAACCGGUAGCACUUGUUUCAAUUACUUCUACUACUACCACAACCACCAGUACAACUAGUACUGCAGCUACUCCUCCUCCUACUACUAUACUUACUCCCACCACCACUACUACAACUUCAACUACUACUACCUUGCCCACUACCACCACUGGUUCUGGUACCACUAGCAGCAGUAGUAAUAGCAAUAGUAGUAGUAGUAAUAGUAGCAAUAACGAUGGUAAUCCAGUGGAAUCUAGUACUGCUGCUGCGACAACCGCUACUAGCUCGACGCUAGUGGAUUCCCCCGCAGUGGAUACGCUCCCAUCAACGGUAUUCAAUCCUCAAGCACUCCAGUCGUCACAGCAACAGCAAAUCGCGUCCAACAUCAACACACUCACGCAAGCACUUCCAAGCCAGGCCGUUGCGGCGAGCGGUAGUCAAAAUUUCCAAUCUAUAAUCAGUUCUGAUCCGAGCAUGAAUCAAAAUUUGUUCCUUCAAUCGGGCCCAACAACAACAACAGCAGCACUGGCAAGCAGGCCAGAUACGCCAGCAACGACGGCCCGGACAACCACGAAUCCACGACUCAUCCUCAGACCGGUUGCCGCCGGUUUGAACUUCAACACCGACACGCUUCCGACGGCGGGAACCGUUUCCAACCGGUUUGGUGACGAUGAUGAUAAUGGCGACGGUAACAGUGUGCCGAUGUCGUCGGUGAGACCCACAGCUCCAAAUCCAAUCACGGCGAGACCACAGCCACAAUCGACUACGAAGCCAGUGGUCAGACAAACUACAUCUCGGAUGGUGACUCAGCGGACCACAACAAGAUUUAUCCAACCGGCACCAGCAGUAGUUCCGCUCCGUCCGAUACCGGUUCAGGGUCAGGUUCAGGUUCAGGUACUAGCACAGCGUCCCCCAUCGCCGUUGGUGCCACCGCAAGCACAAGCACAACCCCGACCACAGCAACCCCAAACUCAGCCAUCCGUUGCCGUUGUUGCCAGCAGCAGCGGCAUGACAACCCCGAAUAAUGUUAUCGAUAACUUUUUUAUUCCACCCGGCCAGGGCGGAGGACCGGCAAACCCAAACGGAAGUCCCUUCGUGGGACUGUUCAAUCAGCUCGGAACCAAGUUGGCUACGACGGCGGACGCAAUCGCCGGGAUGCUGCGGAAGACGGUGGACGUGAUUGUGUCAUCGCAUCUGCAGGCCCACCAGCGGGCACUGAGAAGUUAUAACUGAAGGAAGGAAGGAAGGAAGCAGGGUGGUGCCUUGGUCUUGCCGUUUUAGGCAUUUUCGGGGAAUGCGUAUGGAAUUCCGUGUUGUUCGACGGAUGGCAGCAGCAAGUGUUAGUAACUUAUAUACAUAUUCUGAUUAGGACGUUAAGAUUUUACCGUAUUUGAUAAGGCUUUUAUUGCAAAGAAAACUCCUCAGCAGCGUAUGAAGAAGUCGGGGCAAACAGAUAGCAAGUUUAGACAAUUGCCGAAAAGAUUUUAUGGGAAUUUGAACUUAAAUUUCUUCCGGGGAAAUUAGGUGUCAGAAAGGUGAUUUUAGAAAAAUUUAAGAAAACGUUGAAGGACGGCAAUUGAACUACUUCAGGUUCGAAAAAAAAAACAGGUCGAUGAUUGUGAAUGUAUGACGUGAAGGAAAGCAGCAUGAAUAAAUGUUACAAUAUUAUUCCAAUAAACACAAUAUUAUGAUUCGA
This is a messenger RNA of Topomyia yanbarensis, 2917 nucleotides long. RefSeq lists its product as uncharacterized. The transcript has 8 exons. The record is from RefSeq and is a predicted model, not a curated record. NCBI's taxonomy places the organism in Eukaryota, Metazoa, Arthropoda, Insecta, Diptera, Culicidae. The coding region runs from base 646 to 2454 and encodes 602 amino acids.